Molecule: messenger RNA, 350 nt
Organism: Drosophila biarmipes
Lineage: Eukaryota; Metazoa; Arthropoda; Insecta; Diptera; Drosophilidae
Product: chymotrypsin inhibitor SCI-II
Exons: 2
Coding region: 60-299 (79 amino acids)
Biological process (GO): negative regulation of peptidase activity
Molecular function (GO): serine-type endopeptidase inhibitor activity
Source: RefSeq, a predicted model, not a curated record
UAAACAGUUUAGUUCCGUCAGUCGCGACCGAGAUCUCAGUAGUGCCAAAAGAAAUCAAGAUGAAAUACUUUGCCGUUUUCGCACUGCUCUGCUGCCUCUUGGGAACCGCCUUGGCGGCGCUCAAAAAUCCAAUCUGUGGCGAGGAGUUCGGUAAAAUCGGAGACUGCAGAGCACUGCAGGGCAAAUGGACUUAUCGCCGGGACACCAACGAGUGCAUCAGCUUCAACUACUCAGGCUGCCAUGGAAACAACAACCUCUUCGAGAGCAAGGCGCAGUGCGAGCAGACCUGCAAAAACUAAAAACCCACCUGUAAAUAAAGUUCAAACCACGUUUUUGUUAUCCUAAUGCGA